Lottia gigantea (owl limpet) is the source of this 2016-nucleotide messenger RNA. RefSeq lists its product as hypothetical. Gene Ontology annotation, molecular function: GTPase activity; GTP binding. NCBI's taxonomy places the organism in Eukaryota, Metazoa, Mollusca, Gastropoda, Lottiidae. The transcript is spliced from 6 exons. Bases 1 to 666 code for a protein of 221 amino acids. The record is from RefSeq and is a predicted model, not a curated record. Gene Ontology annotation, cellular component: endosome; Golgi apparatus.
AUGUCGGACUCGGAAGAAGAAAUAAAUGAUAAGAAAUUGAAGAUAGUUGUAAUGGGAGAUGGUGCAUCAGGAAAGACAUCUUUGUGUACCAGAUAUUCACAAGAGCAGUUUAACAAACAGUAUGGUCAAACGGUUGGGCUAGAUUUUUAUUUAAAGAGAAUAGUACUACCAGGAAAUAUUAAUGUGACACUUCAAGUAUGGGAUAUUGGAGGACAAACUCUUGGUGGUAAAAUGUUAGAUAAUUAUAUAUAUGGUUCUCAGGGAGUUUUGCUGGUGUAUGAUAUUACAAAUUAUUCAAGUUUUGAAAAUUUAGAAGAUUGGUAUGCAGCAAUAAGAAAAGUUUGUAAAGAUGUCCGUUCUCCUCACAUCGCUUUAGUUGGAAAUAAAAUUGAUUUGGAACACAUGAGAACAGUAAAACAAGAUAAACAUCAACGAUUUGCUCAAGAACAUGGAAUGUCCAGUCAUUUUGUAUCCGCCAAGUCUGGUGAUUCGGUGAACUUAUGUUUUCAAAAAUUAGCAGCUGAGAUUCUUGGUGUCAAGUUAACUAAGCCUGAAGUUGAACAACAACAAAGAGUUUUAAAAGCAGAAAUCAUUAAAUAUCCAGCAGACGCACCAGUUAAGCCAUUACCCCAGCAACCUAAAAGUUCAUUUUGUGUUCUUCAAUGAAGAACUAGUUAUGGAAAUUAGACUUAGGCUAACACAACAGAAUCUUACAAUGAAAACACCUUCCAAUUGUCCAAUCUGAUUGAAUUCGUCCACAAUCAAAUCCUGCCACAUAUACUUAUAACUUUAUUCUUAUAACAAUUUGAUUUUCUUUAUCAGAUGAAGCUUGUUUUUCAAUUUACACUUUAUCACUUAUAAAAAUAAGAUUCAGAGUGAUAUAUCAAACAAGGAUGUUGAUAUGACAAUAAAUAGGUGAUAUUUAUCCACCUUUGUUUUUAACUAAGGUUUCUCGGUUUAUGAGACUGUCAGUUAUAGGCUAUGACUGUUUUUAUUAUUAAAUGUUACCCCAUGUUUGUCCGUCAAUAUGUCUGUUCACAUUUCCUAGUAUGAUAAAAUUUUGUAUGUGUACACAAUCCUAAAAUGAAGAAAAAAAUCAAAUUUGAUAGUGUUGAAUAUUAAAGCCUGUAAUAUUGAUUUAAAUUUUUAUUAUAAUCAUUUUUGAUAUGCCCACAUCUCUCUAUGUGGACAUAUUGUCGGCACCCCUGUCCGUCCGUCGGUCAACAUUUGCUUGUAAACGCUCUAAAAACUAGAUUGUUUGAUGGAAUCAAAUGAAAUUCGGUAUGUGUAUACAUAUUCAUAAAACGAAGAUCAAGUUCUAAUUUGAGCUAUUUUCGACCGUUAGAAGCAGAGUUAUUGCCCUUGCCCUAAAAUCUUGAAUAUGCUAUUACUCUCUUAGUUUUCAACCGAUUUUGAUGAAACUUAAAAUGGAUGUUUCGUUUUUACCAUCCGCAUGCCGUGAAGGGCGUGUAUGGCUGUGGUCCACUAUCUUUAUAAUUUGUCAAAAAAAUAGAAGACACAUAAAGCAUUUCAAGUAAAAGUUCUUUUCUGGUCCAUUUUUAGUUGAUGUGGCCGUACAUUGUCGCUGUCGUCCCUGUCUGUCUGUCUGUCCACAAUUGCCUUGUGAACACUUAAGAGACUAUUUUUCAUCUGAUUUUAAUGAAAUUCAUAGUCAUCAUUUAAAUUGAAAGCUUAGUCAAGUUUGAAUUAUAUUGUUACUGCCCUUGACUUAGUAAAAAUUUGUUUUUGAACACUAAAGAUACUACAGUUUUCAUCUGAUCUUAAUGAAAUUUGGUGUGAUCAUAAUGGGAUUUUAGUCAAGUUCAAAUUUGAUGAUUUUUAGAUGAAUGGUUUGGGAGUUAUUUAUUAGGAAAUGUGUGUCUUUGUGAACACAAUAGAUACUGCAGUUUUUAUACGUCCAUAUGAAUAUGUGGUCGUAUAUUGUCGUCGCCCCUGUCCGUCGGUCCGUCCGUCAACAUUUCUUGUGAGCACUAUAGAGACUACAGUUUUUAUCUG